Colletotrichum lupini is the source of this 402-nucleotide messenger RNA. RefSeq lists its product as uncharacterized. Lineage: Eukaryota; Fungi; Ascomycota; Sordariomycetes; Glomerellales; Glomerellaceae. The coding region runs from base 1 to 402 and encodes 133 amino acids. The transcript has 3 exons. The record is from RefSeq and is a predicted model, not a curated record.
AUGUUGUCACUUCGUGGUAUUCGAGACUGGGGUCUGCCUGAUCGCACGGAUCAACGCGGCUUCUCCCUCCUUUUUUAUGCACUCCGCGUUAGGACAGUCGGGGCAGCGCAAGUAUAUCAGAUGGAUUGGGAGAGCGGUGAAGAAAAUUCUAAACCGGACCACCGGCACUACAUGAAGGAAGUUUCAGACGAAUCGGUUGUGGUGGGUGGGAUGGACAACGUCAUGGUCACAUUCGAGUCCAAGCCCAUCCGCCCUCCUCCUCGGGUAUUUCCCCUCUUUUUCAUCCGAGACUGUGCUCCAUCGGCACCGUCAGCAAGCCAAGAUGGUAACCUCAAUCCAUUGGCUAAACGUGGCCUAGCUCAGGUUGCUUCCGCAUUUUCGGAGACUACCACGACUACCUAG